Messenger RNA from Magnolia sinica, 3575 nucleotides. Its product is annotated as probable inactive receptor kinase At5g10020. The record is from RefSeq and is a predicted model, not a curated record. The transcript is spliced from 3 exons. Gene Ontology annotation, biological process: protein phosphorylation. Bases 141 to 3317 code for a protein of 1058 amino acids. Lineage: Eukaryota; Viridiplantae; Streptophyta; Magnoliopsida; Magnoliales; Magnoliaceae. Gene Ontology annotation, molecular function: protein kinase activity; protein binding; ATP binding.
AGUAUAAAAACCCUACUUCUCCUUUUCUCCUUCUUUUCAGUUUCCACUUCCCACUUCCCAUCUCUCUCUCUCUCUCUCUCUCUCUCUCUCUCUCUCUCUCCAUGAUUUCUAGGGUCAGGGUUUCCUCGUUCUGAAGAGAAAUGCAUCUCCAUCUCCUUCUCUAUCUCUUUUCCCUUCUCUUUGUUGCUGUUCUACCUGAAGAUCUCAUCUCUUCCGCCUCCGACGUUCGAUCCCUCCUCGAAUUCAAGAAAGGUAUCCACUCCGAUCCCUCGGGCCGUGUCUUCAGCUCAUGGGACCGGUCUUCCAUCGGAUCCAACGGCUGCCCUAGCAGCUGGCAUGGGAUUGUCUGUGAUGAAGCCAGCGCUUCUGUCUCCGCCAUUGUACUGGAUGGAUUGGGCUUGGUCGGCGAUUUGAAGUUCUCCACCUUGAAUGGACUGAAAAUGCUGAGGAAUCUCAGCCUCUCAGGCAAUUCUUUCACUGGCCGCCUCGUCCCUGCCAUCGGAACGGUUACUUCUCUGCAGCAUUUGGAUCUAUCAGGGAACCAAUUCUACGGUCCAAUCCCAGCUCGGAUCAUGGAGCUCUGGGGUCUGGGGUAUCUCAAUCUAUCAUUGAAUAAUUUCACUGGAUGGAUCCCGAGUGGAAUCCAGAAUCUCCAGCAGCUGAAAUUUCUGGAUUUGCAUUCGAAUGGGAUUGCAGGUGAUGUUGGGAUUCUGUUGUCGGAGCUUCGGAAUACAGAAUAUGUCGAUAUCAGCGGUAAUCACUUCAAUGGCAGGCUUUCUUUGGAUCCACAGAAUAUUUCCAGCUUAGUAAAUACCGUUCGGUAUUUGAAUUUGAGUCACAAUGGGCUGGAUGGGGAGUUCUUUAAGGAUGGUUCGAUGCAGAUGUUUCGGAACUUGGAAGUUUUGGAUGUGAGUCAAAAUCAGAUAAGGGGGCAGCUUCCUUCGUUUGAUCCAUUGCCAUCCCUUCGGGUUUUGUGGGUUGGAAACAAUCUGCUCGAUGGAUCUAUACCACCUGAGCUCUUUGGGAGUUCCAUGCAGCUGGAAGAACUGGAUCUCAGCAGCAAUGGAUUUUCAGGUUCUAUACACAUUAUCAACUCUACAAGUUUGAAGCUUUUGAAUCUUUCAUCAAAUGCACUAUCAGGUUCAUUGCCUUCUACUUUGGGAGGCUGUACAAUAGUGGAUUUGAGUAGAAAUAUGAUUGAUGGUGACAUAUCUGCAAUGCAGAGUUGGGGAGAUAUUUUGGAGGUUAUUGAUCUGAGUUCAAAUGCUUUGUCUGGAAGCUUUACAAAUGCGACUUCUCAAUUUGGGAGUCUGAUUUCCAUCAAGAUCAGAAAUAACUCUUUAGCAGGUGUUCUUCCUGAUGUAAUAGGAAUCUCCCCAAAGUUGACGAGUAUUGACCUUAGCCUUAACAAACUUCAAGGACCAAUACCGAGUAGCUUCUUCACAUCACUGACCUUGACAAAUCUGGAUCUUUCAGGAAAUCACUUAACAGGAAAGAUUCCUCUUCAGAGAUCAGAGUCAAUUGAAUCAUUAAGUCAAACUUCCCAUUCGCACAUGGAGUCUCUUGAUCUCUCUUCUAACUCAUUAACUGGUGCUUUGCCUCCAGAAAUAGGAAACAUGGAGAGGCUUAAAUUUCUCAACCUUGGGAAGAAUCUUUUAUCAGGGCACAUACCGAGUGAAAUCAGCAAGCUUAGUGGUUUGGAGUAUCUUGAUCUGUCUAGCAACAAUUUCACCGGAAAGAUCCCCAAUGGGCUUUCACCAAGUCUAAAAGUAUUCAAUGUGUCUCUCAAUAAUCUAUCAGGUCUUAUUCCUGAAAAUUUAAGGACAUUUCCGAGUACCUCUUUCCGUCCUGGGAACGACUUACUGAGCUUCCCCGAUGGCAUACCUUUACUACAGUCAGGGAGCAAUGGUUCUGGAAUGUACAAUGGGGGGAAGCAUCAUCCUUCGAGGUCUAGUUUCAAAGUCGUAAUCAUUGUUGGCACUGUUGCAGCCAUCAUGAUGAUUGUCUUUGUUUUACUAGCUUAUUAUAGGACACAGUUGCAAGAACUUCAUGGAAGAAAUGGAUUUUGUAGUCAUAAUACAGAAGGAGAUGUUAAGUUGAGGAGAUUCACUCGUCCUAAUAUUUUCAGCUUUCACAAAAACACUGGUCCUGCUCCAAUUUCAUUGCGUUUUUCAAAUGAUCAGUUGCUACCUUCGGAUGCUAGAUCAUCGAUGCCCAGGCAGAAGGAGUAUGUAACUGAGAUUGCAGAACCCGGUCUUCCCAAGGCAAAAGAAGCAGGCCCAGAUAAUGGUCUUUCAACCAUGGGACUGAAGUCCUCUCCAGGUUCCCCAAUGUCCUCCUCGCCCCAUUUUAUUGAGUCAGUUGUGUCUGAGCAGCCUGUGGUGUUAAGUGUCUAUUCACCAGAUCGAUUGGCUGGAGAACUGUUUUUCCUAGACAGUUCACUAGUAUUCACAGCUGAGGAACUAUCUCGUGCUCCUGCAGAAGUUCUUGGUAGAAGCAGCCAUGGGACUUCAUAUAAAGCUACCUUAGAUAGUGGCCACAUGUUGACGGUAAAGUGGUUGCGAGUAGGCCUUGUGAAACGGAAGAAGGAAUUUGCCAAGGAAGUCAAAAGAAUCGGAACUAUCAGACAUCCGAACAUUGUUUCAUUAAGAGGCUACUAUUGGGGACCAAGGGAACAGGAAAGGCUAAUUCUAGCAGACUAUAUCAAUGGAGAUAGCUUGGCACUCCAUCUUUAUGAGACUACUCCUAGAAGAUACUCCCCUUUGUCAUUCAGCCAAAGACUGAAAAUUGCAAUCGAUGUUGCUCGGUGUUUGUAUUACCUCCACCAUGAUAGAGGUCUGCCUCAUGGGAAUCUGAAGCCAACAAAUAUACUACUGGACGGCCCUGAUCUUACAGCGCGGCUGACAGAUUACGGUCUCCACCGUCUUAUGACGCCUAGCGGCACUGCAGAGCAGAUACUGAACUUGGGUGCACUUGGAUACCGGGCUCCAGAGCUUGCCACUGCAAGCAAGCCAUUCCCGUCAUUCAAAGCUGAUGUGUACGCAUUUGGGGUGAUUUUGAUGGAGCUGUUAACUAGAAGAAGUGCCGGUGACAUAAUCUCAGGUCAAUCGGGCGCAGUCGAUCUUACAGAUUGGGUCCGGCUGUGUGCCGAUGAAGGGCGAGGAAUUGAUUGCUUUGACAGAGACAUUGCUGGUGUGGAGGAAGCUCCAAAAGCAAUGGAUGAAGUGCUUGCCAUAUCCCUUGGGUGUAUUCUCCCUGUAAAUGAGAGGCCUAACAUCAGAACAGUCUUUGAAAAUCUUUGUUCCAUAACAGUUUGAUGUUUGUGUACAUGCAUCUCUGAAUUUAGUCCAUUCAGCUCAACUCUCUCUAAUUGUGUUCUCUCUUUUGAGCCCUUAGUUGCUGGGCUGAUAUUCACAUGAGCCCUUCUAGUUGCUGGGCUGAUAUUCACAUGAGCCCUUCUAGUUACUGGGCUGAUAUUCACAUUUUUCAGUUGGUGUAAAGGGGAUGAUUGAUCCAUUGAUUGAUUUGAUAUCUUUCCAAGUUUCAGUGAGAGGUGUUUGUAUUUUUAAUUCUAA